Messenger RNA from Pelobates cultripes (western spadefoot toad), 7867 nucleotides. NCBI's taxonomy places the organism in Eukaryota, Metazoa, Chordata, Amphibia, Anura, Pelobatidae. The record is from the annotation of a GenBank genome assembly.
AUUUCAGAAAAAGUGAAAUUAAUCAUGGGGUAAAAGAGUUAAACUAUUUUGUAGCUAAUUGCUGCCAGUCUUACAAAUUAUCUGGUCAAAAAUUAUACUAGAUUCCAAACCAGGAAAGUGAUUACAGGACUGGUGCCUUCUGUGUGUGCGAUGGGUGCAUAGAAUUACAUAUAUUUAAAUAGCGCCACUAUAUUUAUGCAGCACUGUACAAUAGGUAAACAGGACAAACAAUGAAUUCUAACAAAACAUUUAAAAAAAAACUGGAACAGAAGAUGAAGAGGAUCCUGCCAAAAUGAUCUUACAAUCUAAAAGCAUGUAUGUUUGUGUGUGCCUUUUGUGUAAUUUUUGUGGUGGGUGCACAAUGUGUGUGUGUGAUAAGUGUGUGGUGAGUGUGUAAUGGGUAUGAUGGUCACCUGAUGUGUGUGAUGGUGCACAUUGUGCAUAUCUGAUGACAAUUGGGGGUGUUGGUGAUGUCUGACAACCUAAAAAGUGCCAAAGACCACCAGGAAAUAUGUUUUUGUUUUUCCAUGCACAGAAGUUCCAGAGGAUCGCUCAGACAACAUGCUUGUAGACAACAACCUGGAUGCUGGACCUGUGGUGCCUGUGGAUUUUCUCCCAAAGAAGACGAGGGUCGUUUUGAAAGACUGGGCUUUGCUUCGCGAGAGAGCCAAUGAUCAGCAACGAUUCAAAACAAACAAGAACCAUGAAGACAAAAAGAACGUCCGCCAAUCCAGGGUCAGUUUGAAAUGUUCUUCUUACAGAAUGAAAGCUUGUGAAUCCUGUUCUAUGAGAGGGGAUUCAGUAUUCCAAUGAAACCCUAAAUAUUGCAGUGUAGAGGUAAAAAAAUGAUAAUGAAAAAAAUACACAUUAAUGGCAGCACUGAAACGUUUUACAGCUCGUGGAGUUACCAAUCACAUGGAUUUCUGUUGGUUGUAACCACUACUACUACAUUCCUUCUCUAUAUUGAGGGAUAUAAGAUAAGGGAUGCAAUAUUUAACACAGAGGAUGAGAUGUUAUUAUGCCCAGAGUACAUAGUUACAUAGUUACAUAGUUACAUAGCUGAAAAGAGACUUGCGUCCAUCAAGUUCAGCCUUCCUCACAUUUUUUUUUUUUUUUUGUUGUUGAUCCAAAAGAAGGCAAAAAACCCUGUUUGAAGCACUUCCAAUUUUGCAACAAGCUAGGAAAAAAAUUCCUUCUUGACCCCAGAAUGGCAGUCAGAUUUAUCCUUGGAUCAAGCAGUUAUUACCCUACAUUGAAAGAUUAUAUCCUUGAAUAUUCUGUUUUUGCAAGUAUGAGUAUAACAUAUUCAUACUGGUGUGACAAGCUAGAUACAUACAAAUGGUUAAAUGUCCUGUCUGAUAUGUUUGAUUUAUGAACAUUAAUAAAAGGGAGGCUGCCAUGUUCACAGGCUCAGUUUUUAUUCAUAAAAUGUGUUUUGCAGUUUGCUUGAAUCCAUAAUCUUCAUUACCAAGAGGAGAUGAUAGUUUAAUGUUUUAGCCCAUAAUAAUCCCACAGUGCAUUUAGAAAUAGGGUUCAUUUUGCCAGGAAAGGGGAGGUGGGGGAGGGGUUGUGCCUUUUAAAUAUUCAAAACUGUAAAUAUCUCAGUUAUAUUUUUUUUUGGCAAGGAUUUUAGGUUUGUAUCAACACAAUAUACAGCACUACAGAAUAUGUUGGAACCUAAAACUCUUAUCUAAGAAUCAUCUAUUUUCCCAUGGCAGAGUCUCUGUCAGCUGCAGCUGGAUCAGGUCCUGGAACGGAUCUCCAUCAUGCACCUUCCUGAUGAGAGAGCCCCCUUGGAACAUCUUUACGCACUCCAUAUCCCAAACUGUGACAAGAGUGGCUCAUUUAACCCCAAACAGGUAAUCAUCACAUCAGAAGCAAAAUGGGAGAUAAGGAGCCAAAUAAAGACCAGGAACAAAAUGGGAUAUAAAGAGAAAAAAAAAAAAAAAGAGAUAAGAAGCAAAAUGAUAGAUUAAGAGCAAAAUGGGAAAUAAGGAGAAACAUGGGACACCAGGAACCAGGAAAAUGGUGAAUCAGAAACAAACGUGAAUGUGAAAUCAGGAACCAGCAUAACAUAGCGCUAUAAUUACAUUUCUUCUACCCACCAUUUGGAUGCUUCUAUAACAAGUCUCAUAAAUAUAUUAGCAGUUUUUGAGAUUAAGUAAAUACAAUUAAUAUUAUUCUCAUAGUACGCAUGAUGACCCCUGUCCACCACCAAAAGCAUCUUCAGUAGGGAUGUGAGCAUCAGAACAAAAUAAAAUAAAAUAGCUAACUGAGUGUUGGUAUUUGAAAGAGUAGAAUGAUGUAAAGCAUGCGUAUACUAUGGAGUAUAUAUGAAACUAGUUAUUACAUAAAAGAGUGCAAACAACAACAUAUCGGGGAAAAGACUUUCACGCCCUCUGCAAAAGGGAGGGCCAUGUGAUUGAUAAUAACCAUUUUACUCUUGAUCUGUUGGGUGCUUGUUGCUAGCAGUGUAUUUCAUGGUAACUCACUCUAAUUACAAAAUGCAUGCGCACAAAAGUUAAAAUGUCUCCAAUGUGCAGUAGCUCAAUGGGCUCAACAGACUAAUAGAGCAGUGGUUGCUAAAUUGCCCGUGCACAAACAUUGCCGUUCCACAAACAAUGCCCACUCACAAACAAUGCCGACUUCAAACAUUGCCUUCUCGCAAACAUUGCCCAUUUACAAACAUUGUCCUCCCAUAAACCUUGCCCUCCCACAUACAUUGCCCACUCACAAACAUUUCCAUGGGUUGGGUGUUCUUUGGAACUUGUUAGGUUUCCAGCCAUCAUGAAGAUCCCCAAUUGUCAUCACAUAUGCACAAUGUGCACCUAUUACACACAUUACACACUCACCACACAAUUAUCACACACACAUAAUAUACCCAUCACGCACAUUACACACUCACCACAUUUAUCACACAUACAUUAUGUACCCAUCACACACAUUACACACUCACCACACAAUUAUCACACACACAUAAUAUACCCAUCAUGCACAUUACACACUCACCACACUCUUAUCACACAUACAUUAUGAACCCAUCACACACAUUACACACUCACCACACAUACAUUAUGUACCCAUUGCACACAUUAAACACUCUUAUCACACAUACAUUAUGUACCCAUCACACACAUUAGACACUCACCACACACUUAUCACACAUACAUUAUGUACCCAUCACACACAUUACACACUCACCACACACUAAUCACACAUACAUUAUGUACCCAUUACACACAUUACACACUCACCACACACUAAUCACACAUACAUUAUGCACCCAUCACACACAUUACACACUCACCACACACUUAUCACACAUACAUUAUGUACCCAUCACACACAUUACACACUCACCACACACUAAUCACACAUACAUUAUGUACCCAUUACACACAUUACACACUCACCACACACUAAUCACACAUACAUUAUGCACCCAUCACACACAUUACACACUCACCACACACUAAUCACACAUACAUUAUGCACCCAUCACACACAUUACACACUCACCACACACUAAUCACACAUACAUUAUGAACCCAUCACACACAUUACACACUCACCACAUAGUAAUCACACAUACAUUAUGUACCCAUCACACACAUUACACACUUACUACACACUUUUCACACAUACAUUAUGUACCCAUUACACACAUUACACACUCAUCACACAUACAUUAUGUACCCAUCACACACAUUACACACUCACCACACUCUUAUCACACAUACAGUAUGCACCCAUUAAACAGUGCAAAGUCAAUGAAGGAGCUAUUUAAUCUUAAGAAGAAUGUCUUCCUCAUACCAGUGGUGGUCAACCUUGACACUGCUGAUAGUGUUGUACUGCAAUUCCCAUGAUGCUCAGCUAGCCCCUUCCCUUUAUUUCUCAGUCCCUGGAUAACAUACUGCAUAAUAUAUUAUUUGUUAAUGUAUAAUAUUAUGUAAUGGAACUAUCGCUACUUUCAGUUCAUCUUGUUCUGUUCUCCUAAUAGCUGUUUCCUAUGUUUUUCUCUUACAGUGCAAGAUGUCUUUAAAUGGGCAGCGCGGCGAAUGUUGGUGUGUUAACCCCAGCACCGGAAAAUCCAUCCCUGGUUCCCCCACCGUCCGUGGAGACCCCGAAUGCCACUUGUAUAAUACCACUCCUGAAGAAGAGCGUAGAUCUCAUGCAGUCCGUGCUCCAUAAUUCAAACCACAUUCAAACCAAGCCACCCCGACUUACUUACUUCCGGCUGUUAUCAAUAACUGUGUUGUACAUAAAAGGAAAAAUAUCAAAACAAUGGUUUUGAAAGUGGGCUGGUGGAUGUAUAAUCAUUGAUUAACUUUUAGAGUUACUGGCUAUAAAUCCCUUUCAAUGCCAGAGCUAAACAGGUUCAAAGGGGUAGGGGUAUGCAUCCACUGGUCCUGGAGCUGUGGGGGUACAAACUGGUGGAGUAUGACGUCUACUGCAGCUGAGGGGCCAGUGAUUGAAUAUCUCUUAUCUAAACUGCUUUUGGCAUGGAAGGUUUUAUAAGGAAUGUCUGCAUCAGCCCAUCCUUUUGAUGAACCAUCCCUACUUCAAACCUUCUCAGUAAUGGUGGACCAACAGCAUGGGUCAAGGUCAGACUUCAAAAGGCAACUAUAAAGCAACAUAUGCUUUAUAAAGGGUGAAAUCAGAAUACUGAUUUUAAUGGGAAUUCCUCACGUUCAGAGCUGUCCAUUUACACAAAGGUUUAAGUAUAAAAGGUCAUCUCUAAGAGGCUUUUCAAACAGUAUUAAUUAACGUCUCAGCUGUCGGGGGGGGGGAGGGGGGCAUUGACCAAUCAGUUGUCCAUUCCAGCUACCUGUAUUAUAUGCAUAUAAGGGUUCGCCUUAUAUGACAUUAUUUGACCACGAGACAUAAUCAGUUAGUGGCUCAGCCGAAUUCAAUUUCUUGUGUACAUUUUUAUCCUGUGCUGAGUUUAUAUUUUUAUUUCUUUUUCCCCCCAAACAAUGUCAAUCAGUAUAUGCCUACUUUAAUUGACCCUCUCUUUGCCUUAGGUAUGUAUAAUCUCUCUACGAGGCAAAGGGUUAACGAGUACUGGAUUUUUUAUUAUUAUUAUUAUUAAUGUUAUUAUUAUUUUUAUAUCCUUUUUUCAAUGUUUUGAUUUGUUUUUGAUGGGAAUAUUAAGGGAAAUUGUAUUUACUUUUUUUGUUUUUUUAAAUUAUUUUCCCCCACAAUUGAAAUAACCUAUUUUUGGCUGGGUCUGUCGGUAAGUCCUUUGGAUCGAUCAGAAACUGAAAGUGGAACAUAAUGCCCGGUUUUAUUUUUUCCAUCUUUUGCUUUGGGUUACAACUCAUUUAACCCGUCUAUACGUUAAACCCACUGCCUCACACCGUGAAGCUUCUGUUGAGAAAUGUACAAUGAACUUCAGGGUCUGUCAUUUGGCACAUCCUGGAUCCAUCAUAAUUCAUUGUCUCAGAGAAGCGUUAGAUAACAGAAAGGACAGUAAAGGGAAAAAUGUUACUAUGAUAGUGACGCAUUUACUAGGACAAAUUCAAAGUGCUGCUAUAAAACAUUAAGCCUUCAGCAGAACAUCUUCAUCUUGCCUUAAAGUAGGGUGACCUGUGGAUCCUCAGACAGUUUACUACUUACCUAGGGCACAACAUGAUUUACUAAUCUUCACGUGUCCACAUGUCAUUUCAGCUUGCAGUGGAUCUGUGCAAAUAUAGAAAGUUUGAUUUGACAAAUCUAUAAUAAUUAAAAUCCGUGCUGCUUCUUUUUAAAUGGAGGGCUUUUUAACAUUCUUAUCUGAGACAGAAAAAUAAUUAAGUGUGUGAAUUCCAAAUAGCAGUCUAUGUGAAUGUGUGUGGGAUUAUAUUUUUCCUUUUUUCCUAUGUUACCAAAACAUGUCAGUCUCCGAGCACAAUCAUUACUGUAUAUAGCAAAAAUACUUGUCAUGUUCACAUUGGUAUCUGUAUUAAUCCAUUAAGUGACCUGAUGUAAAUUCUGCUUGUAGUUGGCUACAAAUCCCAAUAUUUAGCUGCAGAAUAAAGCUGUUUGAAAUAUAACGAAUCAGAUAAAACCACUGUAUUACACGUCAGGUGGGAAUUUCGAAUCAUUCUGAUAAACUCUAUUUUUUCUUUGUCUUUUUUCCUGAAUAUGAAUACUUUGCUAUUUCAAUUGUCUUUCGAUAACAUUAAGCUUUGCACAUGUGAGAUGUGCAUCUCUUUUCACAAAAUGUACAGUCCCCUGGGGGGAGGAUUAUGUGAUAACCACCCAACCCAUGUGAGUUAUCCACACAGUCACAGUAUUUUAUAGGAUUCCUGUCUGUUCAGAUGAGUUGUAUCUUAAUCAUUUCUGUGUUUCAAGCAUUUACAUAAUGUUCCCUUAUUUGAUUAUGCUAAUAUAAUUAUACACUGUUUGUUAAAUAUGUAAUAUUUUUUUUUAAUUGUAUUCUUUGCGGACGUCAAGUGAGCUGCAUUCUGAAAAAUAACCACUAGAUGUCAGAAUGCUUCCUGUCCAUAUCUUCAUUUUUUAAAUUAACACAUAUUCGAGUUUCCUGUUACACAUGUUCCCCUAUAAUUAGGGUCACCAGAUCCGCCAUGGUUUCAGUGAUCAAGUUAUGAUCAUCAUGAGUUUAUCUUUAGCUAUGUGUCCCUAGAGCUUGUGAAUUAGCUGAAAGGUUGGAGGCAGUAUUUUGGUUUGUUGCUUAACACUCAGACUAAUGUUAAUGUGGCUCUGAAUAAGGGAAAAGAGCCUUAGCAAGGCAGUAUGUGAUAUUAAAGCAGACAUAGUCCGGACACAGUGUAUCACAGUGAGUUUUCACUCUCUUGGCUGCCUCUAGGUCCAAGCCCUCCCAUCCUGAAGGAUAUUGUUUUAGAGUAACAAGGCGUUUUUAUGGACUAGACUGUAAGGUAUGUGGGUAACAAUGUAUUACGUAGCCUUCCCAAAUAACGUGAGAUUUAAUCUUCGUGUUAUAUGGUUUGUCAGCACAAGUGGUUCCAUCGCCAAUACAGCAUUACUAAUACUGAAUGAGCCAUGUUUGCUAGUCCAAGCAGGAACUGAAAUACAUAUCUUCCUAAAUGGAUGGACACGUCAAUGUCCGUGACUUGUAUUUUUAGCGUCCGUAGUCAGCCCACUUCCAUGUGUUACAAAAAAACACCUAACACUCAUGUUUUAAUUGUUCCUCCGUUGAUUAAAGAGUUACUCCAACUAAAAAGCAGCGUUGUCAUAGGACAAUAUUUUUGUUUAGAGUAACCCCCCAUUAAAAAAUAGAAAUAUGGCUAAAACUUACCUCCAUUCCAGCGCUUGAGCCACGUUCUCCCUGCAGCCCAAUCUUCCUCUGCUGAUGUCACUGCCCCCUCCAGCUGGCGGGGGAGGGAUGUAGGGAGAGAAUGUCUGAGUGGAAGACAUGGGUAGCACUGAGUGGGUGGCCGUGCCUCCAUUGGACGCAUCUCGCCAGCAUGCUGACGUCAGACAUCCACUACGCACUGAAUCAUAUUAGCCAGCCCAGAACUCUUGACGCCCCAAUGACGUACACCACCAGCAGCAGAUUAGUUAGACUCGGUAUGUGCAGCAUUUUAUGGCGAAACGCUGCACAUACAGACUCCAGGCACCAUGACAACUUCAAAUCACUUGGAGUAACACUUUACUUCAACAAAAGUGAAGACUAGAUCUCAACUAAACAUAUGCCUUUCACAUUGUAGCUGUUUUUUGUAUUGUUUUUUUAUUCUGUAUUCACUGGAGUAAUCAGCAGAGGGCAUCACAACUGAUUUUACACAAAUAUCCCCUCGAUCAUACAGCUAUAUAGGGGGGCAGUCCUUUCUACCUUACACACCAAUGAAAGAAAACAUUGUUACACUUGUGUAUUGAGCAAUAAAAUAAAUCAAUAGAAAUACAA